UUUUAUUAUUCAUUAAUGUCUCUCCCGAGUAUGUAUAUAUACAUAUAUAUAGUAUGUACACGUAGAAAGUGGAUAUAUAUCGGUGAGAUCGCAUAUCAAGUUCAUCGAUAGUAAUGACUUCCUUCCUUUUCUUCCUUUUAUUGAGCAUCACCGUCUUGCUGCUAUUCACUGAUGCUUCUUCGGAUAUUUUGCCUUUGUCUAGACUUAGGAAUGCCACUAUGGCUGUCGUCAUUGACAAAGGAUUUUUCACGGGAAAAAACUUGGAUUAUCGGAAAGCACGUACGAUUAUCUUAGAUUCGAUUAACGAAAUUGCAAAUAAAGAUAUGCACGUGGGUUAUAUAAUUGUACGGGCAUUGCAGGACACGAACGUUGAUCUUCGCAAAGAUUACACGGUACUGCUGUCGAUUGCGACAUGUGAUAAAACGUGGCAUUUACAUGAAUCAGCACGACAAUCUGGAAUUGUACAUCUCGCGAUAACAGAUCCUAACUGUCCACGAGUUCGAAUAACCAAUGGUAUAAGCGUCCCGUUGAUUGUUCCUGGUGAAGAAUUGCCACAAAUUUUUUUAGAUCUUCGUACUGCUCACGCAUUGUCUUGGAAAAACGUUAUCAUUUUACACGAUGACUCUUUUGAAAAAGAAAAAAUAGAUCACGUAAUUCGAGCCAUAACGGGUGAUCUACCGAAUACGAAGUUGAACACUAUUUCCAAGUCGAUAUUUUCCUUUAAACAUUUUACUUCUGAGUGGGUCAGGAGACAACAUAUAAGGGGUAUACUUGGUAACUUUCACAUACAACAACUGGGCAAUUGUUUCCUUAUUAUCGUCAACGUCGAUACGAUCAAAGAUGUUAUGAAAGUUGCUAAAUCAUUAAAACUGGUUCAUUCCGGUAAUCAAUGGUUGUACGUACUCACAGAUGCCGAAAAAAGAAAUAAGACGAAUGUAACAUAUCUUGCAGAUUUAUUGCCAGAGGGUGGAAACGUUGCUCUUAUUUAUAAUAUCACUAAAUCUGAUGGUACCUGCAAUGUCGAUCUUCUCUGUCAUGUCAACGAUUUUGUUCGAUAUUUUGCGAAUGCUUUGAAAAAUUCAUUCCAAAUGAAGAAUGAUUUGUCCGAGAACAUCACCGAUAUGGAACAUGAAAUUUUCAGACCAACCAAAUUUCAAAUACAUCGACACAUUCUCAAGUAUAUUGAUGCGCAAUUUUUAGAAAAGUCACACGUAUCUGAUAGAAAAUGCGGGGAUUGUUUGGUUUGGAAAAUUUCUUCGGCUAUUACUUGGGGAACUUAUUUCCUUCAUUAUAGAAAGGCUGCUAUUCUUAUAGAAUCGGGCACUUGGAUGCCAAAACGUGGUGUUAAUUUGUCUGACGUAAUAUUCCCUCACGUUGAGCAUGGAUUUAGGGGUAUAAGUUUACCAAUAGUGACUUUUCACAAUCCACCGUGGCAAAUGGUAAACGCGGUGAAGAACAACAGGUUGAUUUAUGGUGGAUUAGUAUUCGACGUGAUCAAAUAUCUGAGUAAAAAAUUAAAUUUUACAUACGCGGUUAUUGUUCCGAAAAUUGGAAAUAACACGAAAGCUCGUGGUUCUACUAAAACGUUAAAAGUUGGAGAGAGACCGUACGGAACUUUGACAUCAGCAACGAGAAAAUUACCGGAAGAGGUGUUAGAAAUGGUUCGAACAAGAAAAGUAUUUCUCGCUGCUUGCGCCUAUACAGUCAAUGAUCUUGAGAAGAAUGCCAUUAAUUUCACAACACCUAUCUUCGUUCAAACUUAUAGCUUCUUAACGUCAAGACCGACACAAUUGUCGAGAGCUUUGCUCUUUACUUCGCCAUUCACCAAAGAGACCUGGGCAUGUCUGGCCGCAGCUAUUAUUAUAAUGGGUCCAAUCUUAUACCUGGUUCACAAGUACAGUCCAAGUAGUACGAAAACAUCCGGCUUGAAUUCAUCUUGGCAAUGUGUCUGGUAUGUCUAUGGUGCGCUUCUUCAGCAAGGAGGAAUGUAUUUGCCUAAAUCAGAUAGCGCGCGCAUAUUGGUGGGUAUUUGGUGGUUGGUCGUAACAGUUCUUGUAGCAACUUACUCCGGAAGCUUAAUUGCAUUUCUGACAUUCCCGAAAAUGGACGACCCAAUUUUAACGGUAGACGAUCUUCUCGUACACAAGGAUAGAUUAACAUGGGGUUUCCCGAAUGGUAGCUUUCUCGAGGAAUAUUUACAAAAUUCGGAAAACGAACAAUAUCGUUUGUUACUUUCUCGUUCAGAAAGGCAUAACGAUACGGAGGAGACAGAUAUUAUUAGACGAGUUAAAGAAGGCAAACACGUUUUUAUUGAUUGGAGAAGUUCCUUGCGGUUUUUAAUGAGAAAGGAUUUGUUAUCCAGCGGUGUUUGUCAUUUUUCUUUGAGUACCGAAGAGUUCAUGGCUGAACCUAUUGCGAUGAUCGUUCCUAACAACAGUCCUUAUUUGUCGAUCAUAAACAGCGAAUUGCACCGUAUGUACGAAUCCGGUUUAAUAAAUAAAUGGAUAUCGGAAAAAAUGCCUACGAAGGAUAAAUGUUGGGUAGGUGCAAAUUCUAACGAAAUCGUGGACAAACGUAAGGUCAACGUGGCCGAUAUGCAAGGAAUAUUUUUCGUACUUUUCAUAGGAAUAGUUUUAGCGAUCAUAUUUCUCUGCUGGGAAUUUUAUUGGCAUAGACGUAAAGUAUUGAAGCAACGUAAAUUGAUCCAACCGUUUGUAUCCUAA
This is a messenger RNA of Polistes canadensis, 2723 nucleotides long. RefSeq lists its product as uncharacterized. Lineage: Eukaryota; Metazoa; Arthropoda; Insecta; Hymenoptera; Vespidae. Gene Ontology annotation, cellular component: membrane. Bases 114 to 2723 code for a protein of 869 amino acids. Gene Ontology annotation, molecular function: ligand-gated monoatomic ion channel activity. The record is from RefSeq and is a predicted model, not a curated record. The transcript has 15 exons.